Molecule: messenger RNA, 2063 nt
Organism: Labrus bergylta (ballan wrasse)
Lineage: Eukaryota; Metazoa; Chordata; Actinopteri; Labriformes; Labridae
Product: mitochondrial intermembrane space import and assembly protein 40-B
Biological process (GO): protein import into mitochondrial intermembrane space
Cellular component (GO): mitochondrial intermembrane space
Molecular function (GO): protein-disulfide reductase activity
Source: RefSeq, a predicted model, not a curated record
AGAUCAUGAUUUAUAUUUCUACAACUUACAAUUUCCUCAAUCAAAUGGAAACUGGAACAUGUCAUUUUUAUCUGCUCCAAAUAUAGAAAUGGAAGACAAUUAUUAAAAAACGAUAUGGGACAUGAAGGAAAUAAAUGUGGAUCGAUAAACAAUCUUCUCAAAUAGUUGGGGGAAAUCAGUAUCCCAGCAUUUCUUCAUCUUUCUCUACAAUUCUGGACUGAUAACAAUGGUAUUAACAAUGAAGGAAUAAUGGACUAAUACAUCAGUAGGUGGCGGUAAUGCUCCGCCUGGUCGCCAUUUGAAGACGAACACACUGUUCCAACAGUUUUCCACCGGUGGCGGCAAAACGCCCCCGGAGCGUCUGCGCUACCGGAAACAGAACAGUAGAAGAAGAAGACUCAUUUCACUCAAGCGAGGGUAGUUGUGAAACGAGCUGCAGUGGUGGACAGGAAGCCCUGACAAUUUGUUAUGUAUCGUUGUGCGACAACAGGAUUGGUUAUCCUCGUAACAUUUUCUGUGCAUCAAUAAGAGGAAUUGAAUCUAUAUUGAAGAAAUGAGCUCGCUCAGGCAGGAAGGUAAAGACAGAAUCAUCUUUGUGACCAAAGAGGAUCAUGCAGCACCCAGCAAUGCUGAGCUUGUAGAGGAGGAUCCUGAUGACCCAUACGAGGAGCGAGGUCUGAUUCUUCCCAGUGGGGAAAUCAACUGGAGCUGCCCCUGCCUGGGUGGGAUGGCCAGUGGUCCCUGUGGGACUGAAUUUAAGGAGGCCUUCUCCUGUUUUCACUAUAGUAAGGAGGAGGUGAAGGGCUCUGAUUGUUUGGAUCAGUUCAGGUCCAUGCAGGGGUGUAUGCAGCGUUACCCAGAGCUCUACCCACAGGAGGAUGAGAACGAGUCAAGAGAAAAAUCAUCAGAAAAAGACCAGACAUCACAAGACUCCGCAUCCGCAGAAACAUCAGGUGCAAACUCAACAUCUGACUUUCAAAAAGACUCCAACACCACACAACCCAACAAAGAAGGUGCAAUGGAAAGCUAAUAAUCAGCCCUCGGGUGAUGUUGGCAACAAGACUUUAAGAUCUAACUGAAAUCCCAUCUAGUCACGCCCCUUUCUGCAGGCAAAAAUAUCAUUUUCUUUUCAAUUUACUUUUUUUAAAAUUGGAAGUAAAUUUCAGAGAAGUAUAGUCAUCAUACUAUAGGAAGCCAAUGGAACAUACUAUAUGUGCAUUAUUGAAUUCAGAGGGCUGUCCAAGUGGCCUGCGGAGGACUGAAAAACAAAGUAGACAAACUUCCACCCUUACCUCACAAUCAAUCUGCUGAUAAUAUGUUAAAAAAGAAAGGCUUACAGCAGGGUCUAAACUCAAAUGAUAUUGAAUGGGAAUGUUUACAUACUACUUUAUACGCUGAAGCUGAACAGCUUAUCAGACCUGAAUAGCAAACUCACACGAGCAGUGCACUUUUCCUUAUCAGAUGUUUGUUAGGUUGCCUAAUCAACAGGGGUAUGUGCAAAACAACUAAAUUACAUUUAAAGGAGAAUUGAGGUGGGAAUUGUCGCAUUAUGCAAAUGUAAUCAUCAUGGAGCCAUGAAAUAAUCAUUUGGUUUUCAUUCAUCAUAAAACAAGAAUGUUGAACAUGUGGUUUACAUGGGUAAUAUGGAUGUUGUAUAAGACACAAAAGAAGACAUUUCAUUUCAGCUGGACUUUAAACCUUCUAUAGUAAAUAAGAUGGUUUAUACCUUUUUUAAAUAAUAUAAUGUGACCAAAGAAAAAAUGUUUCUCUGGAAAGGUUAAAGGUGCGCUGUGUAGAUUUGCGAGUGAAAUUUGAAAGUUGGAAAAGCGAAACAAUUGUAUGCUAUAUUUUCUGAACUAAAUACACAAACUGUAUUCAAAGAAAAGAAUGGUUCCCUGGAACACUGUUUGGAGAUAAAAAGUGAGCAGGAGAGCCCCCACCAUAACUUCUCUUGUAUCAUUUUAUCUUCAGACAUUGUUCCAGGGACCACAUUUUCCUCUGAGAACAGUUUGUGUAUAGAGUUAUGAACAUAUACCACAGAAUCUGUACAUUUCUCCAACUUU